AUGGUUUUUUAGGACUGUUGGCACGGAGACCAGAGGCUGGCCGCAGUUCAACGCCCCAUCUACCACCCAGAUUUAGUCAAUUCAAGUCAAAACGUUUUUAUAGUUUCUUGUUUAGAAAGAGACUUAGUGCUUUACGUCUUGGUUGAAAAAUGUUUGGCAAGAUAUUUCUAUCGAGAUACUGAUUGUUCCUCUGUAGCUUAUCUUGUCACGACAUGAUUGCACGUUGGAAGGUCUCUCUGCAUUGCAUUCGAAGAAGCUAUGGAAAUGGAGAGCAAUGCACAAACCCACCUGUAUGCUCAAAACGGAACUCUGGAUUUCAAGGGCCAGCCCGCUCUGAAGAAGAAAACUGGAAAAUGGGCCGGAGCGAUCCCUAUGAUCUUCAUCCAAGUAGCUGCGACGGUCAUCUUCUUCGGCAUAAUCUCCAACCUGCUGACAUACUUGACGGGUGUUAUGCAUCGAGAUGUUUCUCAAUCCGCAAGUGACGCUAACAAUUUGCAAGGCACUUACUUUCUCUCCUCAGUUCUUGGGGCUUUUCUCUCCGACACAUAUUGGGGCCGCUACAGGACGCUGCUGUACUCUUUCGUGCUCUACGGCGUGGGAUUGACAUGCCUCACCAUCUCCGCAUCCCUCAAGAACUUGCGGCCUCCAAGCUGCCCGGCUCAAAGCCCCACAUGCCAGCAAGCAUCGCCCGGACAGAAUGCUUUCCUCUUCCUCUCGCUCUAUGCAAUAGCCUUCGCAGGUGGAAGCGCUACCACCUCAUUCGUGUCCUUCGGAGCCGACCAGUUUGACGAGUCUGACAACGUCGAGCGGCUGCAAAAGUUCUCCUUUUUCAACUUCAUCGUCUGGGGCAUCCACAUCGGAGGCUUGGUAUCCGUCACCAUGCUCGUCUACAUUGAAGAUCACGUCGGUUUCUCGUGGGGAUUCGGCCUUCUCGGCAUUAUCCUUGCGGUAUCCAUAGCUCUCUUCCUCAUCCAGACCCCAAGAUACCGGUACCGUAGGCCCGAAGGAAGCCCCCUUACGAAAAUGGUGCAAGUCAUAGUGGCAGCUUUCCGCAAGCGUAACGUCGUCGCACCAUCCCUGGAGCUCCACGAAGAACAGUCGAUUGCCAAAGGCAAAAGACACAUUCCACACACCAACCAGUUCCGGUUUCUUGACAAGGCAACGCUGAAGCUCGAUACCGACAUGGAGAUGGAGUCUUCCACGACGAAAACCAGCCCCUGGAAGCUUUCCACCGUGACCCGAGUCGAGGAAGUCAAGCUCGUCAUACGAAUGCUCCCAAUCUGGCUGGCAACGCUCUGGUUUAGCAUUGCUCCAUCUCAGUCCGGCACCUUCUUCCUCCGCCAAGGAAUGGCUAUGGACAACCGGCUUGGAAGCACCACCUUUAAAAUCCCGCCAGCGUCAAUGCUUCUCUUCAGCAACCUCACCGUGGUCCUCUUCCUCCCACUCUACGACCGUAUCAUCGUCCCAACCAUAAGAAAGUUCUCCGGGAACGAGCGCGGCAUCACCUUGCUCCAGAGAAGCGGGCUGGGAAUCUUCAUCGCCGCCAUCGGCCUGGGCAUCGCAGCGCUGAUGGAAAUCAAGAGAAAAGCCUGGAUGAAUCCCACCACCAGCGUCACGAUCUUCUGGCUGGUGCCGCAGUACGUGGUGCUGGGCAUAGCGGAGGGCCUCACAAACUCAAGCCUGCUGGAAUUCUUCCACGAGCAAUCGCCCGACACCUUCCACAGCCUGGGCACGUCCCUGGCGCUCGCGAAUCUGGGCGUGGGGAGCUUCUUGAGCAGCGUCCUCGUUACCUGCGUCAAUCGCGGGGCGCCGUCGUGGCUCCAGAACGAUGUGAAUGCCGGGCAUCUGGAGCGCUACUACUGGCUGAUCGCGGGGCUGAGCCUCGUGAAUCUGGGGAUCUAUGUGCCGGUCGCGCGCUGGUACUCGUACAAGAGCCCUGAUCCCUACGCCGAGACAUUCUAAGAACCCUAAACUGCCGGUCAUCCUAAUUUCUUUUUACCUUUAAAUCUCUUACGUAGAAUUGUUUUUCUCUCACAGAUAACUGUACAAAUAGAAUGGAGAGUAAAUCAUUUUAAUAUAAUUUUAAUAGUGGUUUUAA
This is a messenger RNA of Selaginella moellendorffii, 2098 nucleotides long. RefSeq names its product protein NRT1/ PTR FAMILY 8.3. Gene Ontology annotation, biological process: transmembrane transport. The record is from RefSeq and is a predicted model, not a curated record. Gene Ontology annotation, cellular component: membrane. Gene Ontology annotation, molecular function: transmembrane transporter activity. Bases 259 to 1962 code for a protein of 567 amino acids. The transcript has 5 exons. Lineage: Eukaryota; Viridiplantae; Streptophyta; Lycopodiopsida; Selaginellales; Selaginellaceae.